This is a messenger RNA of Dovyalis caffra, 582 nucleotides long. Lineage: Eukaryota; Viridiplantae; Streptophyta; Magnoliopsida; Malpighiales; Salicaceae. The record is from the annotation of a GenBank genome assembly.
AUGAAGUAUGUUCUAAAAGGCGCAAGGGAAGGACCCAAAGAGGAGCGGAAGCCGGCAAAGAAAUUUGAUGAUGAAGCAAAUACAGCAGCAGAUAUAUUAGCAGAAAUUAAUAUAUCACACAACAUCAAGACUCAAGCUGACUGCAGCACAAUUAUCAAGAACACAACAGAAGUGGGUGAAAUUAGAAAUGAUGAUAAAGCCUCUCGUAAUGACUCAGCUGGGCCGAAGGCAUCUGCCAAAUCACAAUUGAUGGCGACUUUUGCUGCAAACAAGUGGAAACCCCCUUUAUUUGAAUGUUUCAAGGAAGAAGGACCUUGGCAUAAGAAAUUGUUUACCUAUAAGAUUGUAAUGGAGAUUGAAGGAGAAGCAUCAUCAACAGUGUUGGAGUGUUUCGGUGACCCUAAGUCCAAAAAGAAAACAGCAGCAGAAAGUGCAGCUGAAGGGGCCUUGUGGUACUUGAAGCAUCUGGGUUAUUUUCCAAUCAAAAAGUCACAUGAGGUGGCCUUUGAAGCCUUUUCCACUGAAGGGAUUAUUUUGAAUACUAUGAUUCGGAAGCAGGUGGUUCAAGAUGUCAAGGAUUGA